Messenger RNA from Hypomesus transpacificus, 1621 nucleotides. It is a transcript of the gene c1r, whose product is annotated as complement component 1, r subcomponent. The record is from RefSeq and is a predicted model, not a curated record. Gene Ontology annotation, molecular function: calcium ion binding; serine-type endopeptidase activity. NCBI's taxonomy places the organism in Eukaryota, Metazoa, Chordata, Actinopteri, Osmeriformes, Osmeridae.
AUGGCUUACUAUCUUAGUUGUUGUGUUUACCCCGUGUUUGAGUGCUGGCGUCUUCCUCGGUCGGAUCCUACCCUGUACGGAGAGCUGCAAUCACCCCAGUACCCUCAGCCGUACCCCGGGGGUCUGACAGAGACUUGGGACCUCCAGGUGCCCGAGGGCUUCCAGAUUCAGCUCACCUUCACACACUUGGACAUCGAGCCUUCCGCAAACUGUUACUACGACGCCGUGACGGUUCUGCACGACCAGAAGAUCCUGGGGAGGUUCUGCGGCCAGGAAAACUCUGCUGAUGGCCAUCACCCCGGCAACCAGCCUAUCUUGUCUCCGGGCAACAGGCUCACCCUUGUUUUUCAGUCAGACGAAACUAACCCUGAGCUGCACCAGCCGAUUGGCUUCUCUGCUCACUACCAGGCCAAAGACAUAGAUGAGUGUUCAGCUCCCGCCCCUGAGGACGGGACAGGUCCACUCUGCUCUCAGCUCUGCCACAACACCCUGGGCUCCUACCUCUGCUCCUGUCACCAUGGCUACAACCUCAGACCUGACCAGCGCACCUGUGUGUUAUCCUGUGGCGGGGGUAUUUUCGAUGAGCCUGAGGGGGGCGUUACCAGUCCGGGGUACCCUGAGCCUUCCCCCCUCGGAAUGUCCUGUCAGUAUGUCAUCUCUGUGGAGCUUGGCUUUACCGUGACCCUCAACUUCACCAGCGACUUUCACAUAGAGAGCAUAGACACCCAACAAGGACACAACUGUAUGUACCACUGGCUUCAGGUGACUAUCCCUGGCAGGGAGACCCAGAAGUUAUGUGGGGAGCAGAGUCCAGGACUGGUGCUGACCAACUCCAAUAAUGUCAAGCUGGACUACCGAACAGACUGGGCUGGGCUGAGCAGAGGCUGGAGGCCUGCAGUACAGCACCCAGAGGGUUCAGUGCGACCCCCCCAGUGCUGUGGUCCAUGGUCGAGUAACUCCAGUCUUCAAAGAAUACUUCUACAGAGAUUACAUCCAAGUGCGCUGUGACCAGGGCUAUAAACUCAUGAGGGAUGGUAAAGAGAUCCACAGUUAUUCAUCCAUGUGUCAGAACAACGGACAGUGGCACCUCUCUCUUCCAGAGUGCCAAAUACUGGACUGUGGGAGGCCUGAGCCGUUACUGAACGGAGGGGUGACGUUCAUAUCUGGAGCCGAUAACCAGUACCUCUCAGUCAUCCAGUACCACUGUAACGAGCCACACUACGCCUUUCUGGAGGCCGCAACAGUGAGCUAUACGUGUGCAGCGGACAGGAAGUGGAGACACGGCCAGGGCAGCCCCGUCAUCCCUACGUGCAUACCAGUGUGUGGACGGCCCUCUGAGUCCCUCUCAAAGACUCACGGCCGGAUCCUAGGAGGCAAUGAGGCCCCUGAAGGCUCCAUCCCUUGGCAGGUGUUGCUGAGUGUGGACGGCAAUAGAGGAGGGGGGAUGGUGGUUGGAGACCGCUGGGUCAUGACUGCGGCGCAUAACUUAUUCAAAGAAAAUGGUGCUCCAAUGCUAAAUGAAGUUAAGGUUUUCAUGGGAGGUAAUAAUGCUGUAGAAAUCAGUAAACACCCUCCAGCUGCUGUAAGUUCUCUUCACCUGCACCCAGACUACCACAACCCC